AGGCGGGGGCUGUCGCCCCGUUCUUGUCUUCAUAUAACUCAAGUGCCUGUUGCCCGGUUCUCCUCUGCACAUGUGUUCAGAUGUGUUAACCAGAAUUUGGUCUUGGGUCAGUUUUUGGACAGUAUGCAAUAAUUCCCCAGAUUACUACACUACAUGACCAAAAGUAUGUGGACUCCUGCUUGUUGAACAUCUUAUUCCAAAAUCAUGGGCAUUAAUAUUAGAGGUCGACCGAUUGUGAUUUUUCAACGCCAAUACCGAUUAUUGGAGGCCCAAAAAAGCCGAUACCGAUUAAUCUGCCAAUUUAUUUUAUUUGUAAUAAUGACAAUUACAACAAUACUGAAUGAACACUUAUUUUAACUUAAUAUAAUACAUCAAUAAAAUCAAUUUAGCCUCAAAUAAAUAAUGAAACAUGUCCAAUUUGGUUUAAAUAAUGCAAAAACAAAGUGUUGGAGAAAGUAAAAGUGCAAUAUAUGCCAUGUAAGAAAACUAACGUUUAAGUUCCUUGCUCAGAACUUGAGAACAUAUGAAAGCUGGUGGUUCCUUUUAACACGAGUCUUCAAUAUUCCCAGGUAAGAAGUUUUAGGUUGUAGUAAUUAUAGGACUAUUUCUCUCUAUACCAUUUGUAUUUCAUUAACCUUUGACUAUUGGAUGAACUUAUAGGCACUUUAGUAUUGCCAGUGUAACAGUAUAGCUUCCUUCCCUCUCCUCGCUCCUCCCUGGGCUCGAACCAGGAACACAUCGACAACAGCCACCCUCGAAGCAGCACCGUUACCCAUGCAGAGCAAGGGAAACAACCACUCCAAGGCUCAGAGCGAGCGAGUGACAUUUGAAACGCUAUUAGCGUGCGCUAACUAGCCAGCCAUUUCACUUCGGUUACACCAGCCUCAUCUCGGGAGUUGAUAUGCUUGAAGUCAUAAACAGCGCAAUGCUUGACGCACAACGAAGAGCUGCUGGCAAAACGCACGAAAGUCCUGUUUGAAUUAAUGUUUGUGCGCCUGCUUCUGCCUACCACCGCUCAGUCAGAUACUUAAUGCUUGUAUGCUCAGUCAGAUUAUACGCAACGCGUGACACGCUAGAUAAUAUCUAGUAAUAUCAUCAACCAUGUGUAGUUAACUCGUGAUUAUGAUUGAUUGAUUGUUUUUUAUAAUUUAAGUUUAACUUUUUAUGGCUGCAGGGGCAGUAUCGAGUAGCUUGGAUGAAAAGGUGCCCAUUGUAAAUGGCCAGCUCCUCAGUCCCAGUUGCUAAUAUAUGCAUAUUAUUAGUAGUAUUGGAUAGAAAACACUCUGAAGUUUAUAAAACUGUUUGAAUUAUGUCUGUGAGUAUAACAGAACCUGAGAAAUUCCACUUCCUGUUUGUAUUUUUUUCUGGGGGUGGCAGAUUCUCAACCAAGCUCUCAUUGAAAUUACAGCGAGAUAUGGAUGAGUUUUCACUUCCUACGCCUUCCACUAGAUGUCAAUAGAACUUUGUCUGAUGACUCUAAUGUGAAGGAGGGUCGAAUGAGACAGGAAAUAGUCACCACUGCCACGAGUUGACCAUGCUUUCACCAUGCGCGUUCACAGAGGAAGGACCUGCGUUCCACCGGUCAUCUGAAGUCAUUCUAAUUCUCCGGUUGGAACGUUAUUCAAGAUAUAUGUAAACAACAUUCUAAAGAUUGAUUCAGUACAUCGUUUGACAUCAUGUUUCUACUGACUGUUACGGCACUUUUGGACAUUUCGUCACGUUAUAGUGGACACGCUUUGUGACUUUGGAAUUGUUUACCAAACGCGCUAACCAAAGUAGCUAAUUGGACAUAAAUAACAGACAUUUUCGAACAAAUCAAGCAUUUAUUGUGGACCUGGGAUUCCUAGGACUGCAUUCUGAUGAAGUUCAUCAAAGGUGAAGGACAUCUCACUGGAGGCCACAGGCGCUUUGAGAAGCCAGCGGGACACGAUACAUGGAGAGAUGACCAACCAAUCACUGUUGAUGAGGGGAGUGGAACAUUAACCCAGCACGUGAUAGAGAUUAGGUAUGCAGAUGCAGAGACUGCAGGUCCUGGGGUCAAGCUGGAAAGGUCUGAAGGAGAGCAAGCUCCACUGCACAGCAGAAACAUCAAAACUGGAGUGGCUGGAGCAACCCCAGUAGCCACAGAGGACCCCACCACCGCCCCAGUGCAGCCCAGGACCCGACGCAGCAUGACGGAGGAGGAGGAGAGUCCAGAGGUGCUUUUGGUGAAGGAUGAGGGGUGUGAGGAGGGUCUGGGGAACAUGGUCAUGGAGGACAACCAGAUUACACCUCCUCCUGAACCCACAGAGGAACCAGCUGAGCAGCACAAGACCACAUACAGUAUCACUGAGUCAGUAGACAUGGAGGAUGGGAAGCCUGAUCUGCUGAUAGUCAAAGAGGAGACAAUAGAAGACGAACCAGAGAGCAUUGACCUGCUGAGUCAACUAAAGAUGGGGGAGCAAGGUGGUUGGCUGGAGGCUAACAGAGGAGACUGGGUAGCCAUCUUGGAUUCCCCCUACCAGGAAGGUGCAGCCAAAGUGCCUGGGGACAACAUCACUGAGCAGGCGAGGACCAGAGGCGAAAUAGUGGAAGUCAGUGGAUGGGACAGCGUCCUCAACUCUGGGCUGGGGAACAACGCUGUUAACCACAACCAGAAACAGACAGUCGGACACAAAACAACUUCCGAACUUAGUCUCCAUGACAACAGACUGGCUGAGACCAGGGCGAGACGUAGAUUUGGAGGUGUCCCUAUUCGGCUGGCGAGAACAGACACAGACUCGGCUAACGAUGCUCCGUCCUGCUCCUAUAGUUGUGAUUCAGAGAGACUGAUGGCACUUCAGGUUGACCCCCUAACAGGUGGUGCCUUCAUCCUGCCUUCUAUAGGAUCUAUCAACUGGAACAUGGACCCUGCGACAACACAGACACUCCCUGGCCUUUGUCCUCCUGACACUCUCCUAAUAUUAAACCAGACCUCAGACAAUGCCAGUGCCUCAACACCAAAUGGCUAUACAAGCCCAUUGACAAAUGAGAGUAAUAGAGAUGGAGUCAGUAAAGGUGGUGGCGCCAAAGAGAAGCGCUUCCCGUGUUCAUUCUGUGGGAAAGCCUUCAGUUUCCCCAAACAGGUGGAGAUCCACCAGAGGAUGCACACGGGGGAGAAACCAUUCGGCUGCCAACUGUGCCGGGCCAGUUUCUCCGACUCGUCCAACCUGAAGAGGCACCAGAGGGUCCACACAGGGGAGAAACCCCACAGCUGCCCCCAGUGUGAGAAGAGGUUCUCCCGCCAGGACCAGCUGAAGAUGCACCUGAAGGUCCACACAGGAGAGAGGCCGUUCGCCUGCACGCACUGUGGAAAGAGGUUCUCAGAGAGGAGCUACCUCAGAAUACACCAGCAGAAAAUGCACAUGGCCCAUGUAUAGAGUAUAGGGACAUGUAACGUAGUAUUAGUAAGUUUGUUAAUUCUGUUGGUGUUGGAUGUAGAAGGAACUGGAUGAGGUGAACUGAGGAAAGAAUUAGUAGAUGAUAUGGUGAUGAUGGUUGGUGUGAUGGUGUCUGUAAAAAUGCUUCACUGAUAAAAAGGGACAACCUUGUCCUAUUGUUUGAAUUUUGGUGUUUUAUAAUGAGGAAAUGUUUACUUGACAUGAAGCUGUGUGUAAUGUAAUGUUAAACCUUUUCCAAAGUAUUCUAAAAUUAAUUUGAUCAAAAUGGGGGUACCAGAUUUACAGAAAAUAUCAAUUGUGAUCAUACAAGUUGUUCAACAAAUCAUACAAAUCAAAUCUUUUUAAUUACUCAUUUUAAAGCAGUCUUUUUAAUUACAUUUUUUUAAUCGUCACUUUGUCUAAUAAUUCACUGUGUGUUUAUUUUUUUUAAAUAGAAUGCCAAAAUAUUUUUUUUAAUCAUUUAUUUCCCUGAGACUCCACUGAAAUGCUCAGUCUGAUCGUGUGGAAGUUAGGAAUCAAAUUUGAAUAUGAAAUUAUAUAUUUACAUACACAGUCCUGAUUGGCUGAUAGGAGGGGUGUAGAUAACUUCCACAGGUGUGUAGGUUACUUUGUCUUGUCAUCAAAACAAAGUAAUCUUAAUAUCAUUGUUGUACAUUUUCCAAUAGGUCACCAGAAGAUGCAGGGCCAGAACAGACUUUUUGCAUGGUGGACCAUCCUGGCAUAUACCCUGUCUGCCGUGUACUGUAGAUAUGUGGUAGUGGUGGAGUAGGGGCCUGAGGGCACACAGUGUGUUGUGAAAUCUGUGAAUGUGUUGUAAUAUUUUUAUUGUAUAAACUGCCUUAAUUUUGAUGAACCCCAGGCAGCAACUAAUGGGGAUCCAUAAUAAACAAAACAAUUCAUUGCAGAAUGCAAUGAUUAUCUACAGGGCAGUCUAUAUGGUAUAAUCUUCAGUAGCAUCAAUAAAGCAUAGAAUCAAUCA
Oncorhynchus nerka (sockeye salmon) is the source of this 4398-nucleotide messenger RNA. RefSeq names its product zinc finger protein 777-like. Gene Ontology annotation, cellular component: transcription regulator complex; chromatin; PcG protein complex. Lineage: Eukaryota; Metazoa; Chordata; Actinopteri; Salmoniformes; Salmonidae. Gene Ontology annotation, biological process: regulation of transcription by RNA polymerase II. The coding region runs from base 1860 to 3398 and encodes 512 amino acids. The record is from RefSeq and is a predicted model, not a curated record. The transcript is spliced from 6 exons. Gene Ontology annotation, molecular function: RNA polymerase II cis-regulatory region sequence-specific DNA binding; DNA-binding transcription factor activity, RNA polymerase II-specific.